Andrographis paniculata is the source of this 1691-nucleotide messenger RNA. RefSeq names its product WRKY transcription factor 72A-like. Gene Ontology annotation, biological process: regulation of DNA-templated transcription. Gene Ontology annotation, molecular function: sequence-specific DNA binding; DNA-binding transcription factor activity. Bases 58 to 1494 code for a protein of 478 amino acids. The transcript is spliced from 4 exons. The record is from RefSeq and is a predicted model, not a curated record. Lineage: Eukaryota; Viridiplantae; Streptophyta; Magnoliopsida; Lamiales; Acanthaceae.
UUUUUCACAAAUCGAAAGAGAAAUAGAUCGAGGAGAUCGAGCGAGCUGAAUUGAAGCAUGACUUGUAUGGCGCAAACGGCGAUCAAGUUUUCUAUCGGUCAAGAAGUCGAAGAAACUUUUAAUGUUGAAGAAGGCAACAAAAAGAAAGAUAGUUUAAGAGCAGCAAAACAUAAGAUGGAUCGAAUUAAAGAAGAAAAUCAAAGACUGAAGAUGAGAUUAUCUCAAGCAAUGGAAGAUUACAAUUCCUUAAAGAGGCAGUUCAACAAUGCAGAUCAAGAAAGUAAUAUUCAUCCGAAAAUGUCAACGAAUUCAUCUGCCUCGUCCGAUGGCGAUGAUGAUUCGGAGACGCUCGUUUCUCUAAGUCUCGGGAGAUCAUGUAAUAAUUCGGACAUGGAGGAGACAAAAACCAACGACAAGAAGAACAAGAUUGUAAACACUAAUUGCGACGAUAGAAGAAGAAACCCUAAUGAUGGGCUUGAACUUGGACUAGAUUGCAAAUUCCAUCCGGACAAUUCUACGGAAGAAAUAUUGUCCGAAAACAAAUCCGACGAGACGGCGAACACCGAGGUAGGCGAUGGGAGCUCAAAAAAAUCAAGAAGUGGCGAUGAUGAGAUCAUUCAAGAAAACCCUAGUCUGAAGAAACCUAGGGUUUCUGUAAGAGCUUUUUGCAACACUCAAACGAUGAACGAUGGAUGCCAAUGGAGAAAAUACGGACAAAAGAUAGCCAAGGGGAACCCUUGCCCGCGAGCUUAUUACCGUUGCACAGUUUCAUCAUCAUGUCCCGUAAGAAAACAGGUACAAAGAUGUGUAGACGACAUGUCAAUCCUCACCACAACAUAUGAAGGGACACACAACCACCCGUUGCCGCCGGCCGCCACCACCAUCGCCUCCACCACCUCCGCGGCGGCAGCUAUGCUCAAUUGCUCCUCCUCCUCCACCACCACCACGGCCUAUAACUUCACAAAUUCCCCGAGCAACCUCACAAAAACCCGAUUCCCAAACCUAACAAUCUCGACGACACAAUCCCACCCGACUGUCAUUUUAGACCUCACGGCGCCGAGCCAUUACUCGAGCAAAUUAUUCCCAUCAACCCUAUUAUUCUCCAACACACUUUCUUCCCAAACAUCCUUAAACUUUUCGACCUCUUCGAAUAAUCAUUGCCGCAAUCCUUUCUUACAAAACAUAACUGCAUCCUCGUACCCUCCUCCUCCUCAUCAUCAACCUCUUACCUUCAACAACAAUGACGUCGCCAUGGCUAAUUCUUCGAGACUACUGCAGGGUGACGACGAGAAAAGCAUAGCUGCAGCAACCAUGGCGAUUACGAACAGCCCUGGUUUUCAGACAGCACUUGCAGCAGCCAUCACUUCGUUUGUAGGAAAUAAGGUUCAAGGAAGAAAUCAUCCUGAGCCGUUGGAUUUUCAGCUCAGCUUUUCGCAGCCGUCCGAUCGGAAGCGGCAAUGGGAGCAUCGGCAGGACAAGCUUCCCAACUCAUAAUAAUAAUAAUAAUAAUAAUAAUAAUAAUCAAAAUCAGUAUAUUUCUAAGGCAUUGUAUUGUAAAUAAGGAUUGGAUAUGUUUUCUUUUUUUUUUUUUACAGAAGAAAAACAAUCUUUCUGUCAAUUGUGUAGUAGAGAGGAAGUAAGAUUAGUUAUUGUUGUUUACAUGACUUUGAUCUUUAACCAUCACUCCAUUU